AUGUGUGCAAGUUCAUCAAGUAGUAUUUUGAAUAACUUUUCAUUACAAUAUCUUAACUUAACUAUCUUUACAGCCUGUCCAUUCUACUCUACUUCAUUUGAAAAUCCAUGUGAUUCCGGAUUACUUGAGAUCAUCGGACAGCCAUGUUACACAUCGAAAUUACGAUACCGUUCCGAUUAUGUCAGUAAAACAAAGCGUCGUGGAGUUCUUCAUAGUACAAAUAAUCCAAAUUAUCAAUAUCCAACUAUUCGAAUUCCAAGGCAAUAUAUGAUUCCUACCGACGAACAUUAUAUUUGUAUUUCUCUUGUGACCGUUGAAAACGAGACAACGAAAUAUCGUUAUGUACAUCCAUAUGAACUAGAAGAUGUUGAUAAUCAAGGUUAUCAUGAUAGAAACCAUAAUAGUAUUUGGUAUUCCAUUCAAAUGGGAGAUAUUGAUGGAAUUAAAAGUUUUCCUAAUUUACGUAUUGUAAAGAAAAAAGCAGCUGAUCUGAAGAAUUAUGGUAACUUGCAGGUAUUCAAUUGUCUUAAUAACGAAUCCAGUUCACAAUUAUUAUCUAUAAAAGAUACAAUUAAAGAAUUUAAUCUUGAAAAAGCUCAAUUGGCAAUUAGUAUAGGAAAGAAAGCAACAAACACUAACGAUAACGAUACUAUAUGGAUUAUAUAUAAUCGUACGACAGUACUCUCAGACGAACUUAUUCAACAAUUUGGUAAAGAAUCAUACGCAAAUUGUACACCUUCUGGCACGAGUUCUGUAAGAUUCAAUUCAUCAGAAGAGUCCGAUUGUCGUGUGUACAAAUAUGCACCGAAAUUUAGUUACGCGGAUAGUAGUGAUGAAAUACUUAUCUUCUAUACAAAUAGACUUCAGCUUAAAAAAUAUGGAGAGUUACAAGUUACAUUCGAAUUUGAGGGACCCAAUGAUAAAUGGACAGAACCUGCUCUUGAACUAGAAGUCAUAGAUCGAAUGGUAUCAUUUCGAGCGCCGAUUUUCCCAUUUCUCAUUAACUGUGCUACAACGGUCAAUAUUAUAUUGACACAAAAAACUAGACUUUUAGAAACAUUAAAAUUCGACUAUAUUCCAAGAGCUCCGCCUCAAGUACAUUCAUUGCAAAAUUCAAAUCCAGUUGUUCCAGAAAAUUCAAACAAGCGUACUAUUUCUUCUCUGUAUGGCGACAAUGAAGAAACGAAUACGGCAUGGGGGUGGGGGGAGGGGAUGGAGUGGUGGUACAAUUAUCAGUGA
Rotaria socialis is the source of this 1239-nucleotide messenger RNA. NCBI's taxonomy places the organism in Eukaryota, Metazoa, Rotifera, Eurotatoria, Philodinida, Philodinidae. The record is from the annotation of a GenBank genome assembly.